This is a messenger RNA of Neocloeon triangulifer, 1650 nucleotides long. RefSeq names its product lipid transferase CIDEB-like. Gene Ontology annotation, biological process: apoptotic process; regulation of apoptotic process. The record is from RefSeq and is a predicted model, not a curated record. The transcript has 4 exons. Bases 117 to 581 code for a protein of 154 amino acids. Lineage: Eukaryota; Metazoa; Arthropoda; Insecta; Ephemeroptera; Baetidae.
CUGGAGCACGCAGAUCAUCACUUGCAGGCCAGCGACGGAGCGGGUUGUUCCAGGGUCACUCUCACCGAAAGCUACCCCCGUCACACAAGAAUCCGCGGCCACUGCAUCUGGCAAAAAUGAUCGACGACGCUGCCCUGCCCGUGUCGGAAUUCAAGGUUUGGGACUGUGCCAGGGAAAGGUCGGAGAAAAUCCAGGCCACCUCGCUCAACGACCUGAUUAUCAGGGCUUCUGAAGCUCUAGGGAUGCCGGUGGCCCGCGUGUGUCUCGAGCAGGACGGCACUGAAGUGGACGAGGAGGAAUAUUUCGGCAUGUUGGAGAAAGACACUCCGCUGAUGGUUCUGGAAGAGGGCGACCGCUGGAUGCCAUCAUCCGCUAAGUACCAACUGGUGAUGGACAAGGAGAAGGGUGGCUCGGAGCGGCCCAACAUUUUCAUGGACGACGUCGAGAUCCUGGGCAACAUGGACCCCGACUUCUUCAACGACAUCGUGCCCGACAAGCUGUUCCUGGAGGUGGUGCGCGAAUCGUGCCGCGCGACGUCCGCCGUGCAAAACGCAGCUCAACAGCGAGAGGCCGUCAACUGAACCGCCAACUUGUGAUAUACAUAAAUUUUUACACCACACACAGCAGACAACUCGAAAAAAAAAACAACAACUCAAUAUUAUAUAUAUAAAAUAACCACACACACAAGCAUGCAUUUAAGAAAAAAAAAAAAAUCAACUGAAUGAGAGUUUUAAGACGAACAUAUAUAAAAAUAGUUAAAGAUCAUCCGAAGGGAGUGAAAAAUAAUUAGUGUAAUAAGUCGAAACUUAGCGCCGCGCAGUGUAAAGAGCAGGAUUUAAUAAUUAAUAGGCGGCGGCCAGAGUAGAUUUUUUAUCAUCGCGCCUGGUUCAUUGAUAAACCUACCGGAUUUCUAUGAAGUUUUACACGCAAACAGACACACACACACGCAAAAUGCUCACAGGUGUGGAGAUUUUUUAUAGACAGUGGAGGAGGACAUUCGGGAAAGGCACUACUGAAAAAAUCUCAAUACUUCUAAAAUGCCAUAAUACACGGUUUUAGCUGUAAAAGUAAAAAUUUUAUGCUGGAAAAGAUGCAGCAAAAAUCAACAGCAAUUUUAACCACAUAAUUCAAUUAAUUUAGAUGCAAAAAGUAGUUAGUCGGAUAUAAUAAAUAAAAAAUUGUGUUACUUAAUCAAGGUAUUAAAGUCGAAGCUGCUAAAAUAUUUUAAUCUAAUCAAUGGUAAUAAAAAACUUUUAAAAAUGUAGUUUCUUAAAAUAAUUAUGGAAGCAUUUAUAGAAACAAGGAAUAAAAUUGCUUGAACUAAAUCAGAACGUAGGAACAAAUUUUGUAAAUCUGAUGUUUACUGCUAAAAUCAAUUGAAAUUUCCGUGUCUACUUAAUUCCAAUCGGAUUUGUUAAAUAAUGGAUUAAAGUCAUUUUUAACAUAAGCUGUUUUUGUUGAAUAAUUAAAUUUGUUUGCUUUAAUCAAACAUUAAUUUUGGAGAGAACAAAAAUGUGAAUUCAUUGUGAAAAUUGCAAAUUAACAAUUAAUGUGGACUUUUUACGCCCAUUGACCCAUGUGAUGUGAAAAACCAAAUAUAUUAGGAAUUUAGUGGCAACAGAAAAUAUUCCUCUUGUGAUUUACUUACAA